GCUUUCUAAUCAGCUACGCAAUGAGACGUGUGCACCACCGAAGAUCCAAGCUAGCACGUCGCCUUUGGCCCCAAUAGAAGAUUCCCCCCCUGCGUCGGUCGACUGCCCUGGAGACAAAACGUUGCUGUGACAAAUCGGCGUUGAGGUGCGAAACGAGUUGACGGCGCGAGUUUAAAAGUUUGCCCCAUCAAGUCGUCUUUUUCCACAAAUUUCGUUUCCCCCCCAUCUGCCAGGCUGGCGUGUGAUGUAAUGCCUCCUCGUUUGCUGCUCGUCGCAACGCCGAUACUUCGAUCAGGACUGGUACAAUCCCGGACCGCUUGCUAGAGAUUGUUGAUUGCAAAGGGAACAGAAUAGGCUGGGAAGGAAAAGGAAAACUCAGCAUCAACUAUGAAAGCGCUGAAAGCUCUGGGCAACAAGAAGGCCGAGGUGCAAGAUGGGUUGCCCAUCCCCGCGCUUCGCCCAGACUACGUCACGGUCAAGACGAUGGCCGUCGCGUUGAACCCUACCGACUGGAAGCACAUUGGCUUUGUCGACGACGUGUGCACUAUUGGUUGCGACUUCGCCGGGAUCGUGGAGGAGGUAGGCUCGGCAGUCAGCAGGCCUUGGAAGAAAGGGGACCGCGUCUUCGGUUUUGUUCAUGGCGGAAACGUCGUGCAUGGCGAGGAUGGAGCGUUUGGCGAAUACCUGACCGCAAAGGGUGAUCUCCUCAUGCGUAUUCCGGAUCACAUGACCUUUGAAGAUGCGAGCACAAUGGGAGUGGGGAUCAUUACUUGUGGACAGGGGCUGUAUCAGCAGAUGGGCUUGCCAUGGCCCGGCACCGCGGAGAGCAGCCGCGAUGGGCGGCAGCAGAUCCUCAUCUAUGGUGGCAGUUCUGCAACGGGUAUGCAUGGGAUCCAGUUUGCCAAACUAUCCGGUUUCGAGGUCAUCACCACCAGCUCGCCACGGAACUUUGAGCUUCUGAAGUCUCUUGGAGCCGACUACGUGUUUGAUUACAAUUCACCGAGCUGCGCGGCGGACAUCAAGAAGCUUACAAACGACAAGCUGAUGUACGCCUGGGACACCAUCUCUGCUGGCAUAUCUGUCCAGAUCUGUGCCGAGGCGCUGUCUAGCACUGGCAAUCCAACAUAUGGUUCGAUCCUAGUAGUAACUGACUUUCCGCGGAACGAUGUUCGAAUGACAUACUCUUUGGGCUACACCGUAGUCGGUGAAUACUUUCGCUUCCGCGCGGGCAGAGAAUUUGCAGCAUCGGCCGAAGAUUUUGAGUUCGGCAAGAAGUGGGUCGUCUUUGCAGAGAAGUUGGUUGCUGAAGGUAAAAUCAAACCACCGAGGAAGGACCUGCGGUCUGGAGGCCUUGAAAGGAUCUUUGAUGGUCUCAAGGACCUACAAGAGGGUCGAGUGUCGGGCUCUAAAAUCGUCUACCGUAUUGGCAGUGAAUAAAUGCCAUUCUCCCGCAUUCCUAAGAGAGUCGUAUCGUUUCCUUUAUAACAAGCGUUCAUAUUGGUGGUCUUGCACUCUUCUUCCAUGCCUGAAACACGAUUAUGAUCGUCCACAUUUACAGAGGCGGAGCUGUGAAGCUGCAUUCCUACCUCCUUGGUUCCCCGAUCAGUAAAUCAGCAGCAAGACAUGACGCUCCUUAUUCAUUAUAAGUUUUCGAACUUGUCUAGCAU
This is a messenger RNA of Verruconis gallopava, 1667 nucleotides long. RefSeq lists its product as uncharacterized. NCBI's taxonomy places the organism in Eukaryota, Fungi, Ascomycota, Dothideomycetes, Venturiales, Sympoventuriaceae. The transcript has 3 exons. The record is from RefSeq and is a predicted model, not a curated record. The coding region runs from base 388 to 1437 and encodes 349 amino acids. Gene Ontology annotation, molecular function: oxidoreductase activity, acting on NAD(P)H.